Staurois parvus is the source of this 495-nucleotide messenger RNA. NCBI's taxonomy places the organism in Eukaryota, Metazoa, Chordata, Amphibia, Anura, Ranidae. The record is from the annotation of a GenBank genome assembly.
GUGAUCAGCGGUGUCCAAUGACACGCUGAUCACAGGGAAAUGCAAGUGCCGGUUCUCGGCUGCACUUUCCUCACGCUGUCAGAUCAGCGAGGAUCGGCACCGAUCAUCAGGGCCACUGAUGAUCAGUGCCCUGAUGAUCGGUGCCCAGCAGUGCCACCCACAAGUUCCGCCCACCUGUGCCCAGCAGUGCGCCCACUAGCUCCGCCCACCUGUGCCCAGCAGUGCACCCACCUGUGCCACUCUGCAGUGCCACCUACCUGUGCCCAGAAGUGCCACCUACCUGUGCCCAGCAGUGCCACCCACCUGUGCCCACCCACCUGUGCCCACCACCCACCUGUGCCCACCAGUGCCACCCACCUGUGCCAGUGCCACCCACCAGUGCCCACCCACCAGUGCCACCCACCAGUGCAGCCCAGCAGUGCUGCCAGUCAGUGCCACCAGUCAGUGCCCAGCGGUUGUGCCAGUCAGUGCCGCCAGUCAGUGCCCAGCAGUGAU